AGCAGUGGGAAGUACUUUAACGUGCGGAUGGAUAUACACCGAUGACGCACACAACUCUGCUAUAUAAGACAUUGGCAGUCUGAGCUGCAGCAGUUUCCUUCCGGAAGAGCACAGAAGCUGAUCUUGUGAGAGCGCAACACGAACUAUUUGCUGCAAUUCUUAUUGUGCAAACAUGCAGAUCUUUGUGAAAACCCUUACUGGCAAGACCAUCACCCUAGAGGUGGAGCCCAGUGACACCAUUGAGAAUGUCAAGGCUAAAAUCCAGGACAAAGAAGGCAUUCCCCCAGACCAGCAGAGGUUGAUCUUCGCUGGCAAGCAGCUGGAAGAUGGCCGCACCCUCUCUGACUACAACAUCCAAAAAGAAUCCACCCUCCACCUUGUCCUGCGUCUGAGGGGUGGCAUGCAGAUCUUUGUCAAGACCCUCACUGGCAAGACCAUCACCCUGGAGGUUGAGCCCAGCGACACCAUCGAGAAUGUCAAAGCUAAGAUCCAGGACAAGGAGGGCAUUCCCCCUGACCAGCAGAGGUUGAUCUUCGCUGGCAAGCAGCUGGAAGAUGGCCGCACCCUCUCUGACUACAACAUCCAGAAGGAAUCCACCCUCCACCUUGUCCUGCGUCUGAGGGGUGGCAUGCAGAUCUUUGUCAAGACCCUCACUGGCAAGACCAUCACCCUGGAGGUUGAGCCCAGCGACACCAUCGAGAAUGUCAAGGCUAAGAUCCAGGACAAAGAAGGCAUUCCCCCUGACCAGCAGAGGUUGAUCUUUGCUGGCAAGCAGCUGGAAGACGGCCGCACCCUCUCUGACUACAACAUCCAGAAGGAAUCCACCCUCCACCUUGUCCUGCGUCUGAGGGGUGGCAUGCAGAUCUUCGUCAAGACACUCACUGGUAAAACCAUCACCCUGGAGGUUGAGCCCAGUGACACCAUCGAGAACGUGAAAGCUAAGAUCCAGGACAAAGAAGGCAUUCCCCCAGAUCAGCAGAGGUUGAUCUUCGCUGGCAAGCAGCUGGAGGACGGCCGCACCCUCUCUGACUACAACAUCCAGAAGGAAUCCACCCUCCACCUUGUCCUGCGUCUGAGGGGUGGCAUGCAGAUCUUCGUCAAGACCCUCACUGGCAAGACCAUCACUCUGGAGGUUGAGCCCAGUGACACCAUUGAGAAUGUCAAGGCAAAAAUCCAGGACAAGGAGGGCAUUCCCCCAGACCAGCAGAGGUUGAUCUUCGCUGGAAAGCAGCUGGAAGAUGGCCGCACCCUCUCUGACUACAACAUCCAAAAAGAAUCCACCCUCCAUCUUGUCCUGCGUCUGAGGGGUGGCAUGCAGAUCUUUGUCAAGACACUCACUGGCAAGACCAUCACCCUGGAGGUUGAGCCCAGCGACACCAUUGAAAAUGUCAAGGCAAAAAUCCAGGACAAGGAGGGCAUUCCCCCAGACCAGCAGAGGUUGAUCUUCGCUGGCAAGCAGCUGGAAGAUGGCCGCACCCUCUCUGACUACAACAUCCAGAAGGAAUCCACCCUCCACCUUGUCCUGCGUCUGAGGGGUACAAACAUGCAGAUCUUCGUCAAGACACUCACUGGUAAAACCAUCACCCUCGAGGUUGAGCCCAGUGACACCAUUGAGAAUGUGAAAGCCAAGAUCCAGGACAAGGAAGGCAUUCCUCCUGACCAGCAGAGGUUGAUCUUCGCUGGAAAGCAGCUGGAAGAUGGCCGCACCCUCUCUGACUACAACAUCCAAAAAGAAUCCACCCUCCACCUUGUCCUGCGUCUGAGGGGUGGCAUGCAGAUCUUUGUCAAGACCCUCACUGGCAAGACCAUCACCCUGGAGGUUGAGCCCAGCGACACCAUCGAGAAUGUCAAGGCUAAGAUCCAGGACAAGGAGGGCAUUCCCCCAGACCAGCAGAGGUUGAUCUUCGCUGGCAAGCAGCUGGAAGAUGGCCGCACCCUCUCUGACUACAACAUCCAGAAGGAAUCCACCCUCCACCUUGUCCUGCGUCUGAGGGGUGGCAUGCAGAUCUUUGUCAAGACACUCACUGGUAAGACCAUCACCCUGGAGGUGGAGCCCAGUGACACCAUCGAGAAUGUCAAGGCUAAGAUCCAGGACAAGGAGGGCAUUCCCCCUGACCAGCAGAGGUUGAUCUUUGCUGGCAAGCAGCUGGAAGAUGGCCGCACCCUCUCUGACUACAACAUCCAGAAGGAAUCCACCCUCCACCUUGUGCUGCGUCUGAGGGGUGGUCAAUAAAUGAUUCCAUGUUUUUACCUGAUCAAUAUGACAACCUAACUCAAUAAAACAUGAGAGAUUAACAUUUA
Acanthochromis polyacanthus (spiny chromis) is the source of this 2301-nucleotide messenger RNA. RefSeq names its product polyubiquitin-C. The record is from RefSeq and is a predicted model, not a curated record. NCBI's taxonomy places the organism in Eukaryota, Metazoa, Chordata, Actinopteri, Pomacentridae. Gene Ontology annotation, cellular component: nucleus; cytoplasm. Gene Ontology annotation, molecular function: ubiquitin protein ligase binding; protein tag activity. Gene Ontology annotation, biological process: protein ubiquitination; modification-dependent protein catabolic process. Bases 173 to 2233 code for a protein of 686 amino acids. The transcript is spliced from 3 exons.